AUGUUGGACUUCUUCACCAUCUUUAGUAAAGGCGGCAUCGUACUCUGGUGUUUCCAGGGCACGUCUCAGCUGUUUACCACGUCUGUUAACGCAUUGAUUAAGUCUGUGAUACUUCAGGAGCGAACAGGAAACAAUACGUUUUCCCAUGAGUCGCUGCUGCUAAAAUACAAACUCGACAAUGAGUUUGAACUGAUAUUUGUGGUGGCCUAUCAAAACAUACUACAGCUGUCAUAUGUCGACAAGUUUCUGACAGACAUUCAACUGGAGUUCCGAGAGCGCUACAAGAAUGUACUUCUCAACUCAGCAUAUUGUAACCACAACUUUGAGGAUUUUACAGGAUGCUUUCAUAGCCUGCUGAAGGAGAGAGAAGAAGACAGUCGAAAAGAGCAGAUGGCAGGAAGGAAGAUGAGAACCUUUGAAGACUCACAAAAAUCAAAGAAAACUGUUUCCUCGAUGAUUGAAAACAAGAAGGAUGAGAAGAAACUAACAAAGGGAAAAGAAAACAAGGUUCCCAAGGGUAAGGCUACAGAACCACCAGUCACAUCUAAAGCAUCUCCUAAGGUGACUUCAGCACCACCAUCAUCGCCGCAGGUAACCACAUCAGCACCGACAACCAACGGUGAUGGAGGGCUGGAUGAGGAGACCAGACAGCGGAACUUGCAGAAGCUGUUGAUGCGUGGCAAGAAGCCAGGAAACACUGUGACAGACAAAAGUCCAGAGCCACCCAAGCGCAAGGGAAAACAGGGAACCAAGUGGAGCAAGGAAGGAACUGCAAAGGACAUGCCAGAGCUGAACUAUGGCACCGAUACCGGGGCCGAUGCUCCCAUGAUCACACAGGAUGAGAUCAAGCUGGUGGGACAGAUGUCCGGGCAGCUACCAGACAUUGAAACCAAUGAUGAUGAGGAUGAUGAUGAUUACGAAGAGGAGAAAGUGGUUCAACAAAAGAGCAAGGCAGCCAGCAAAUCCAGCAGUGGUGGCGUAUUUGGGCUUUUCCGGGGUCUAGUCGGAUCCAAGACUUUGACAGCAGAUGACCUCAGACCUGUUUUGGAGAAGAUGAAGGACCAUUUGAUUG
Messenger RNA from Candidula unifasciata, 1072 nucleotides. NCBI's taxonomy places the organism in Eukaryota, Metazoa, Mollusca, Gastropoda, Stylommatophora, Geomitridae. The record is from the annotation of a GenBank genome assembly.